GCAAGCAUGGCGGCUGCGGAGUCCGGGAAGGAGGCAGAAGGAUCGGGAUCGGAAGGAGAAGCCGCGGAGCAGGAGCCGCUGGAAGAAGGCGAAGAGCGGCGAGAAGAGGAGGAGGAGGAGGAGCCGGAGGAGCCUGGCGGCGGCAAGAAGCGGGUGGUGCCGGGGAUCGUGUACCUGGGCCACCUCCCGCCGCGCUUCCGGCCUCUGCACGUUCGGAACCUCCUUAGCGCCUAUGGCGAGGUGGGGCGCGUCUUUUUCCAGCCCGAGGAUGGGUUCGUGAGGCGCAAGAAGAAGGCAGCAGCGGCCGCGGGGGGAAAGAAGCGGUCCAAGUACAGCAAGGACUACACCGAGGGCUGGGUGGAGUUCCGGGACAAGCGAGUAGCCAAGCGCGUGGCUGCCAGUCUACACAACACGCCCAUGGGUGCCCGAAAGCGCAGCCCCUUCCGUUAUGACCUGUGGAACCUCAAGUACCUGCACCGUUUCACCUGGUCCCAUCUCAGUGAGCAUCUGGCCUUUGAACGGCAAGUGAGGCGGCAGCGCCUGAGGGCCGAGGUGGCCCAGGCCAAGCGCGAAACUGACUUCUACUUGCGGAGUGUGGAACGGGGAAAACGCUUCCUCGCAAACGACGGGGACGCCACCCGCCCGAAUAGCUCUUGGGACUUUGCCCAGCGCCCUACAGAGCAGGAGCUCAGGGCCCGCAAGACAGCAAGACCUGGGGGUCGCGAAAGAGCCCGUCUGGCCAACGUCCAGGAACAGGCCCGCUCAAACCGAGGGCUCCUGGCCAGGAUCUUUGGAGCCUCGCAACCUGCAGAGAACCAACAGAAGUCCCCAGCCACGGACUCCUGAGGGCCAGCGAGGCUCCCUUCUGCUUCCUAAUCCAAUCUGCUUCCAGUCUGCCUGAUGAUGACUAUCCAGGCCAACCAUGGUUUGGUUUUGGUUCUGCUGAGGUGUUCAGGGAUCAACCCUGAUUGUGCCCCUGGCCAGUGUCAGUCACACGAGAAGCAAGUGCCUUACAGUGAUCCUCUCUCUCUUUGGCACCCCACCCAUACCCACUCUCAUCUCUCUAGCUCCCCCUGAACUCGCUCUCCAUACCCGCAGGCAUCUCUCUGUGGCCCCAGACUGAUAUUCUUUGUGCUGUGGUGAAUAUGAGAUCCAGAUCUGGGCGUUUUUUGGGGGUGAGGGCGGUA
Suncus etruscus (white-toothed pygmy shrew) is the source of this 1187-nucleotide messenger RNA. RefSeq names its product activator of basal transcription 1 (gene ABT1). The transcript has 3 exons. The record is from RefSeq and is a predicted model, not a curated record. Gene Ontology annotation, molecular function: RNA binding. The coding region runs from base 7 to 846 and encodes 279 amino acids. Gene Ontology annotation, cellular component: nucleolus. Lineage: Eukaryota; Metazoa; Chordata; Mammalia; Eulipotyphla; Soricidae. Gene Ontology annotation, biological process: endonucleolytic cleavage to generate mature 5'-end of SSU-rRNA from (SSU-rRNA, 5.8S rRNA, LSU-rRNA); endonucleolytic cleavage in ITS1 to separate SSU-rRNA from 5.8S rRNA and LSU-rRNA from tricistronic rRNA transcript (SSU-rRNA, 5.8S rRNA, LSU-rRNA); small-subunit processome assembly.